AUGGAGCAGGGACUGAAGGAAUGGAUUACAUUGGUGCUCAAAGAAACCCUCACAAUACCCACUUUGUUAUUUUUCUUUUUUACCCUCAAACUUCCUAUGCUCCUGUGCAAAUUGUUCUCCCGUGAGUGUUUUGUCAGUUACUUAGACAAUGUAUACCAGGAUGGAGAUAUGGUGAUUAGUGCAUUCUUACCCUUUUAUACCUAUCAAACCUCCCAACACACUAAAGGGGCAGACAACAUAGACCUCAGUACACGGAUCACCCCAAAUAACUACCAAUUUGUGAUGGCCUUGAUUUUUGGCAUAGAGGAGAUCAACAGAAACCCCAUUCUUUUACCUAACAUGACACUUGGAUAUAACAUUUACAAUGUUGGGUCCAUUGAAAAAGAGACAGUACAAAGUUUGCUCAUGUGGCUCACAGGGAAGAACAGACUCAUUCCAAACUAUACCUGCAAAACAGAGGAAAUUUCUAUGGCUGCAAUCACGGGAAUAACAUGGGAAAUUUCUUCCCUAAUUGGCAUAUUUUUGGGUCUUUAUAAAUAUCCACAGCUGAGCAUUGGACCUUUUGAGCCAUGUAAGAAAAACUCUGUGAAGUUUCCUUUUUUGUAUCAGAUGGCUGCCAAAGAAUCUUCUUUGGCAUUAGGCAUGGUCUUUGUCCAUUUCAGAUGGAAUUGGGUGGGGCUGAUCAUCUCAGAGGAUGAGAAUCAUGUUAACUUUGUCACAGACUUGAUCCCAGAAAUGGAAAGAAAUACAGUCUGUCUAGCCUUCAUGGAAUUUAUCCCAGUUUCUUCCUUGAAAGUCACGGGACGUAUUUUUGAAUACCCUACUCAGAUUUUGAGAAACCCAGGAAAAGUUGUUAUCAUUUAUGCUAAUACUGACUCUUCUUUAGGUGUGCUGUUUAAAAUAUGGCAAUAUAUGCUUCCAUGGAGAAUAUGGGUCACCACUUCACAAUGGGAAAUCCUUACUUCUAUGAGACAUUUCAUUCUUGAUUCAUUCCAUGGGACUCUCAUCUUUUCACAACACCAUCAUGAGGUUUCUAGUUUUAAAGAGUUUGUAAAUACAGUGAACCCUUCCAAAUACCCCGAUGACAUUUUCCUUGCAAGACUGUGGGAGAUGUACUUUGAUUGUGAAAUAUCUAACAUUAACUAUAAAUCAUUAAAAAAUUGUUCAUCUAGAGGUACAUUGGGAUUGUUACCUUCAUACCACUUUGACAUAGACAUAAGCAUUGGCAGUUACCAUGCAUACAAUGCUGUAUAUGCUGUGGUCUACACCAUUCACAAGAUGCUUAUUCAAGAAGUAGAUGUAAGAGGAAUAAGAAAUGGAGGAAGAAUGAAAUUUCCCCCCUUGAAGCUGAACUCCAUACUGAAGAACACUAAAUUCUUGAAUCCUGGUGGAGAUCCAAUAACUUUGAAUCCUUCAAAUAAAUUGCAUGUAGAUUAUGAUAUUCUGAACCCCUGGGAUUUCCCACAAGGUCUUGCAUAUAAAGUGAAAGUAGGAACAUUUUUUCCACAUUUUCUGCCUGGUCAACAAUUGUCAAUUUCUAAGGACAGGAUAGAGUGGAGCAUAGGAAAGGAACAAGAGACUCACUCCCGGAGUCCAAAAGAUAAUCAAAAUUCACUCACUCCUGGAGCUUCUACGUGA
Mastomys coucha (southern multimammate mouse) is the source of this 1638-nucleotide messenger RNA. Its product is annotated as vomeronasal type-2 receptor 116-like. Gene Ontology annotation, biological process: G protein-coupled receptor signaling pathway. Gene Ontology annotation, molecular function: G protein-coupled receptor activity. NCBI's taxonomy places the organism in Eukaryota, Metazoa, Chordata, Mammalia, Rodentia, Muridae. The record is from RefSeq and is a predicted model, not a curated record. Gene Ontology annotation, cellular component: membrane.